Molecule: messenger RNA, 1243 nt
Organism: Scatophagus argus
Lineage: Eukaryota; Metazoa; Chordata; Actinopteri; Scatophagidae
Gene: insl5a
Product: insulin-like 5a
Exons: 2
Coding region: 266-592 (108 amino acids)
Cellular component (GO): extracellular region
Molecular function (GO): hormone activity
Source: RefSeq, a predicted model, not a curated record
GUGAUCGGGAUGGGCCAAGGGGCCGGUUAGAGGGAGGAGGUGGAGAGAUACUCAGCGCUGAUGAACUGAAAGGUGGAUGGUAUAUAAGACAGGGAGAUGCGAGCGCCGGAUCAACGAGCAGUCCGCUGUGGAGCAACCUGCAGAAGACCUGCCUCAAGAAAAAAGACUGAACAAAAAGAAAGCAGAGCAACGGAAAACAGCUCAGGUUGUUUCAGAAUAAGCAGACGAAGAGGUACACUUCGCUACAGGCAGUCCGGUAUCCAGCAUGCGGUCUCUGGUGGUUUUGCCUCUGCUGUUGUGCGCAGUGGUGUUCGUGGACCAGGUGAGGGCGGAGGUGAAGGCGGUGAAGCUGUGCGGCCGUGAGUUCCUGAGGGCCGUCGUUUACACCUGCGGAGGUUCCCGCUGGAGGAGAUUCCUCACUGAUUCCGAUAUGGAUGGUGACGGUUUGGCAGUUGGGGAGCAGAGCAGUUUGGAGAGCCUGAGCAGCAGCAACCCGGGCUCCCAGUUGAGCAGACGGGAUAUUAAUAACUUACUGACCACUGUGUGCUGCCAGGUGGGCUGCAGGAAGAGCGACCUCACCUUCCUCUGCUGAGGCCAACCCCUGGCUUCUUCUCUUUCACUCUACAAGUGACCGGAAUGACUCUGUUCUCUCCCGUUUUGCCUUCGUAGAAACCAAAUCUGAAUCAAGAUGCUGAUGUUUAAAAACAAUACGAUCACUGUACUGCAUAUACAAUAAUGCUCAUAACCACAACUGCUAUUUUUCUAAUUGUUUUUGAUAUGUUUGUGAGUUAUUACUUUAACUUGUGAGGUUUGCAGACCUCUUGAGCAUCUGUGAACUUGUUUCUGCGCCUGAGAUGGAAGAUAUGCGCCAAUGCAAAAAAUUUAGGCCGUCAUUAGACUAUAUAUGAGCUUAAAUAUUGAGUAAAUACAGUCGGGGUGCAGGACUGUAUCACUUUCCACUCAGACUCUGUGUAAAGAGAGGAUGGGUGUCUAAGCCCUCUAUGUAUCCACAGGGUUGCAGGUUUGUAAAAUUUCCAUCUCUGUUUUGAUGUAUUUAUGGGAAAUUUAAGCUGUGAUCUGUCAUUUCGCUAUUUUUGUCAAAUAAAUGUUCUUGCAUAGGGCUUACAUUCUGUCAGGUGUGAGAUCUUUUUCAAGUUGCAUCCCACACACGUCAUACCAAACAAAACUGUUCAAUGAAUUUCUGCAAAUGUAUCACGCAAGUGCAUCAUAACAUCAGUGACGA